UUGGAUCCAUGGAUGAAUCCACCAAUCCAAUUGUAUUUGGAUCAAAUGAAUUGGAUUUAAAUGGAUUAGGUGGAUAUUUUUAAUGGGUUGGUGGAUUGCAUUGAGAAUUGCCACCUCUAAUCAUCAGCCAUCAUGAUGAUUUGUGGUAGCUUAUAUAUAUAUAGGGAGUUCUACGGUAUCCAGGGUGAAAUCCGGGGUACCGCAUACCUUGAGUAAGAAAACGCUAUCUAGAACUUGAAUUGACUAAUCUUUCGGACAUGAUACUAUACUCUAACCCUUAAAGAUCAACAUCUAGGUCUCAAUUCUCUUAUACCCCAAGAUCAAUUUAAUUAGAAACAAUAAUCGACGGUUAUGAUUCGUCACAAUAUAGGCAAAAAAUCAAUGCACAAUCUUAGGGUUUAUAGUUUAUAAUUUAGAGAAUUAGGACCUAGGGUUCACUCAUUAAGGAUUAGGGUAUAUUAUCAUGCCCAAAAAUCCUGCUGAUUCGAGGCCUUGAUAGUGUUUUCAUACUUAAGGUAUGCGGUACCCUGGAUUUCACUCGGGGUACCGUAGAAGGCACCAUAUAUGUAUAUAUAUAUAUAUAUAUAUAUAUGGUGUAUAUAUAUAUAUAUAUGAUUAGAGGUGGCAAUUAUGAUCCAAAUCCAUGAAUCCAAUCCAUCCACCAAAUUAUCCACUUAAUCCAAUCCAUUUAAAUCCAAUGGCAAAUUAAGAUUUGGUACCUAUAUUUUUAUAUUUUACAUUUUGGUACCUAAAAUUUAUAUUUUAUACGAAAAAAUCAUUGGAAAAUUACAUUUUGGUACCUAAGAUUUUCCAUUAUGACAUUUUAGUACCUAAAAUUUUCAAAAUUUACAUUUUGGUCCAAGUCUGGGAUGUCAUUUGGAUUUAUGAAUCAAUCCACCAAUCCAUUGGAUCCAAUCCAUUUGAUCCAUGGAUUCACUAAUCCAAUCCACGAAUCCACCCAAUUGCCACCUCUAUAUAUGAUGCAUCUCCACUCCAUGGCAGUAGUUAGUCAAUCACUGUGCUUAAUUAGGGUUUCGUUACUUUGUAUUACCCAGAUCUUGGUUUAGAAAAGAUUAGAUUUUGUACACUUUCAGAUUUGUUCAGUUUCCCACUAUAUAAUUUAACUGAUGGUUCAACCGUUUCAUAACAAGCUUAUUGAUUUGGAGUCCGGUAUCUAAUAUUUUCAAAUUUCAACCAUUUGCUACGUGUCGGUGGAGGGUCAGAGUUUGGACUGUGAAGGGUGAAAGAUGGGUUGACACGUUGGUUAUUUGUGGCUUACACGUAAUGGUGUAAAUGCAUACGCGGCCAAAACUCUCUGUAAUGACGUGGACAGUGGGGCCUUUGAAGACUCUUGGCUGCCUACGUGUCCUAUAUAUAUCUUGGCACUUUAUAGUGUGAACAAUGGAGUUCAUGACAAUGUUUUAGAAAUUCUAUCAAAUUGGUAUGUUCGAUAAUGAAUACUGAAUACCAGAUUUCAAAUGGAAAACAGGUUUAUUUAUAUGAAAUGGUUGAAUCACAGUUCAUGAUAGAAAAUUUUGUUGUUAUAAGAUUGUGGAGCAGAAAUUUGGUGUAUAACAUUUGGUUAUAUUUGAAUUAGUAAAUGUCCUACGUACAUAUGAAUUAAUGUUCCUUUUUUUCCACAGUUUGAUCUCCACGUUCUACCAGUUUACUGACUCUUGUCUUUUGUGCAGCUUUCUCCGUUAGCAGUUAGUUAUAGUUUCAACCAACGCCACGCCACGCCACCUAAAAUAUCAGAUUUUAGAAGAGGUAGCCGUUGGUUAGGUUUGCUUAUCCACAUAACACUAAUUACUUGGUUAGGUAGCCUUUAGUUUUAAGUGUGGUAUGAUUUACACCGAUGGAACGGGCUCGUUGUGAUCUACAAAGUGAUAUUUAUUUUUCAAUAUAUUUCGAGCAAAAAAGAAAUUCAUACUACCCACACCAUUCGUUACCACUCUCUUGUCACCUUCGUUUACAACUUGAAUUUUGAAAAAAAACAUUGGCUAGAAGAAACUAGUUCAUCAUGAUUCAUGAUCUAUCAUUUAUAGGGAAAAGGUAUUCGGCCCAAACAAUACCGCUUAAAUCUCUUGUGCCGUGUAUAUAAACUUAGCUGCUGUAAGUCACUACUCAAUACAAUCAUAAAGAAAAUCGUCAAGCUGAGAGCUAGCUCCGUUGAGCUCUCCGUAAAUUAGCCAUGUUCACUUCAAAUAGGUAAUACCACGUAAAUUCUCAGCUUAUAUGAUUUUGUAUUUUGGGUUCUAGUUUUCUUCAUAACACCAUAUGGGAAAUAAAUUGGGACACAUCAUAUAAGCGAAUGUGGAGGAAAUUACCUUUUUCUCAACUAGACAUUUCUUCGUGCUCAAACUUGCUAUGUCGCUGACGCUGAACAAUAAUAAUGGUUUUGUUAAUGAGAAAUUUUACAAUGCUAUAUAGUAUAAUAGAAGUGUUUUUUGUUAAUAUCUUCUUAUCAUAAACUUGCCCACAACAAUUAGUGAUGACAAUUUCAACCCGUCCUACGGGUAUUACCCGACCUGACCCGCGAUGGGCGGGUAUGACCCGACCUGCAGUAGCGUAGGGGCGGGGCAUGGGUAUCUACUUCCGACCCGCCCUGCCCCGCCCCACCCUGUUCUAGGCUCAUUUUAUCUCAAUUUCUUACAAAAUCUAUACAUAUUUCUCUUAUUUUGACUUUUCUUCAGCUAGUUAGAGUCGAUCUUUCAACUUGUUAGACUCAAUUAUCCAUUCUAUUAUCAAUAUUUUUCAUUCUUAAAGCGUUUUUCCCUACAUUUUAUUGUAAAAAGUAAAAUUUACUUGUAUUUUUUUUGAACAACAUGUAAGAGUGAGUCGACCCGCCCCGCCCCGUACCCGCGCGGGUUUUACCCGCCCCGACCCGUAGUAACGUGAGGCGGAGCAUAGGAAUUGAGGUACCUGCCCCGCCCCGCCCGUCCCAUUGCCAUCACUAACAAUAUAUAAUGCCUAUUCGUUUUCUUUUUCUUUCCCAUUAUUUUGCUGCUUCCCUUUUAUGAUUUUUUUGUCAAUCUUUUCUUCAGUGCGGGUUGCUUCGGACACACUGAAGCAAAAAGCAAUCAAGGACGAUGGCGUGCGUAUAUGGUUUUGAGCGCACUAGAAAGAGAAAGAGAGUAUACACAUUUCUAUAUUUAUAUCGAAACUCCCACUGAAGAAGCAAAAGGAAACAAAAAAAUGGCACCCAUCACCACCUUCUUCAUUUUUCUGUGUUCAUGUCUAGACCUUCUCGACCCGUCAUCUUGGCUACCGGAACUCCAUCACUACUCCUCUUUCUCGUCCUCUUCCUCUUCUUCUUCUUCUUCUCACGGCCGGCGGCAAGUCUCACCGUCGCCGCUCGCCCUUUCCUCACUCGGAAUGGGUCAUAUUUUUCCCGGCGCUUAUUGAGAGAUCUUCACCAGCUGGGAAUGCUCUUGAUCGUCAGUCUCGUGAUGAGCUUCAUUGCCAAUUUGAAUCUUUUAUGCUAGCUUAUUAUUAGGGUUUCAUUACUUUGUAAAUUACAUGGAUCUUGAUUUACAAUUGGAUUAGGUUUUGCUCACUUUCGAUUUUGUUCGGUUUCUGUACGUAUAUGCUUUUAAUCUAAAAAUAUCUUUCUUUGUUGUCAUUCACACUAUUUGUAAUGCCUCUAUACCAAUCACCUGUUUGCAAGACGUCAGUGAGACUGGAAUUAUUCCGAAUAUAUGCACCGUGAGUCUCGUUAUUAUUAAAUUAAACGAAAAAAAUUUAAGGAGUGCGAAACCGUACCAUAGUUUUAUUGGAAAAAUAGGAUGGUAUUUAUGUGGUAAAAUCAUAAUUUAAUCGUGAUCCAACUGUUUUAUACUCGUAAAAUUCUUAUCGAUUUAGAGUCUGAUCCGACCGAACUAUAGGUUGUGAUUUUUUAGACAUUGAAAAACACUGAAAGUCGUUACAGGUUAUAACAUCUCUAUGUGAUUCUUAAAAUAGAGUUUUUUUCAUUAAAUCAAGUUGAAGUUAGGUGUAAAAGUUUGAAAUUGUGGCCUAUUUAAUUUGGUUCAACAACUUACAUUUUCUUAGCACCAUGCCAUUAUCGAAGGCCCCAAAAGAAAGAAAAAAAAAAAACAGACGAAACCCACUCCAUUUCCGAUUGAAGUACAGCAAAGCCGCCAUUGGUAUGAUGAUCUGUGAUGUAAGCUUCUGAGUUGUGACCUUCGCUCUUUGGCCCAUUGAAAACUGCACCCAACUUGUUUGAGCCAGCCUGGGGAAGACUCUGUUGGGAAUCGGAUAUGCAUCUAUGGCCUACAAUCAAGUUGAGAGACUCCUUCAGCAUCGACUACAUCCGGCGGCUGGAUUGGAACCUCCACCAGAUGAAAAUCGACAAGAGAAGCAAGCAGCGUCUCCUGGACGACGGCGGUGACCAGGAGAGCGGCGCUCCUGGAGACGAAGGAGUAGAAGAAGAAGAAGAAGAAGAAGGGUCCAGUUCAAAGAACGGGUUCACCGAAAGAGCUGCUUUCGUAUGCAGAGAGAUCCUCUUGGUCCUCUCAUGCUGCUACUGCUGUUUCUGCUGUGGGGGUUAGUUUUCAAUACUGUUUUGGCUUUUGGGUUUCUGGCAAGUUUGAAUUUGUUCAAUUCGUGGGUUUCUGAUUACUGCGUGGUAUAGUUGAAAUCUUUGCGCAGGCAAUAGAACCCUUUUUCUGGUAUAGUGUUUGGUGUUUAUAUACUUUGCUGUUGCUGCCUUUGUGGGCAAUCUUCUAAAUGCUGAUGAAAAGCUACGCAUUCGAGCUCGCUGGGUAUGAUAUGUCGGAUUGAAUUUCGUGAGAAAUGUUGUAGUCAUAGAACAAUAAAAAUAGUUACUCAGUGAUAUGGCGAUCAAUUUGAGGCAGCAAGUGGACGAGUAAUGUCCUUUGAGAUAGGACCAUUCGUGGCAUUGUUUUUCUUGAGGAUCGAACUUAUUCAGAGAUUCUAAGUAGUUUAUGAGAAGUUCUACGAGAGCUGAAAGUCAUUGCGAUAUUAGCUACGAACAGGGGGGCAGAUGGAUUUCCGCUCUUAGCCUUCCUUUACAGCACUUUCUGAGAAAUUCUAAGUCUGUAUCUGGAAUGAUUGUAAAGAUAUGAAAGGCAGGGAUGAACCCGUAGAAGUUAACCACCAGUUAUGGUCUGUUGAUGGGAAUAUGAUGUGAGGUAUUCUGUCCUACAACUCCCAAGAGCUAGCCAAACAUCUGAAUUAGUCGUUGGACCAACAAAAAACAAACCACAUUCAUAGGGUACCAUCUAUCAUAAGUUGUGAGCUUAGAAGAGUGGAUUCUCUGUAGUUUCGAUCUGAAGACGCACCCCAGAAGAUAGGUUUUCAUUAGUCAGUUUAAACGAUACCUAUUUCGACUGACAAUUGAGAUUUGGAUUAGCCGUUUUCUUGUGGGACAUCUGAACUGUUCCUGUCAAGGCAAAAGAGAGCUAGUUAUUCAUCCUGGCAAAAGCUUGGUUUUAGUUUGUUAUGCUGCAGCCAGUUGCAAAUAAGUGCAAGGUUCCCUUUUCGGAUAGGCAUUGGCAGUGCAAGCAAUAUUCCGGAGUUUCUUCUUAUUCCUCAUCUUAUGAACAUGUGCAGGAGAGAUGUUUUUUAUUGCCAUCAUCAGUUUAGAACUUGAGUUUGCAGGAUUAGUGUUACCUGAUGCAGUUUGUUGUUGUUGUUUACGUUUACUGUCCCAGAUAUGAAUGUGAUUUGUCUUAAUUGAAAGUUGGAGAGGAAUUGCCUCUUCUCUUCUGGCCUGCUAAAUCCCACAAUUUGAUUUUUCCAGCUUGCGUCGAUUGAGACGUAGACCUGAAGCUGCACAAAGGAUUGAAUAGGCAGUGGCUGGAAGGACAGCAUGUUGUUGAACACAUCGGCAAUCCUCGUUCUACGACAAUCGACAGAAUCCUAAAACUAGUAGUGCUGUGACAGCACAGAUGAACUAUGGUAUUGCGUUUGUUAGGCUUUGUUUCGGCUAUCAUUCUUCCUUAUCUGGAGCAUGAAAGCAUUGUUUCCGUCAUUGCUGAAAAAACUUCAGGGGUUGAUCGGUAGGUUUGCAGACUAGCUAGCUACAUUAGUCUAUGUUAGCUUGAAUUAGUGUGGUGCAAUGGUAAUUGUAAUAUCAAAUUGUAUAUCCACAAAAUGGUGCAUUUUGAAAGCAAUCCACUGGCGAAUGUAACGGUCUUCAGAAUGUCAACAGGUUUCAUGUUCAGAUUGAGAUGGGAUGGGAUCACCCACAUUUUCAGCUCAUAAACAAACAAACAGAGGAACA
Molecule: messenger RNA, 6247 nt
Organism: Linum trigynum
Lineage: Eukaryota; Viridiplantae; Streptophyta; Magnoliopsida; Malpighiales; Linaceae
Source: the annotation of a GenBank genome assembly